[Torrubiella] hemipterigena is the source of this 3573-nucleotide messenger RNA. NCBI's taxonomy places the organism in Eukaryota, Fungi, Ascomycota, Sordariomycetes, Hypocreales, Clavicipitaceae. The record is from the annotation of a GenBank genome assembly.
GCGCUACACGCCGCCGGCGCCGGAGCCUGAGCUUCCUCUUUUGUUCACCACCACUAGCACCUAGCACCACAAAAGGCCCCACGAUGGGCGGCUUUCCACGGCCCUUACUUUCUGGGCUUCUACCUAAAAAGGCAGUGCGACAUCACUUUGGGACGAGUCUUUUCGAUGCUUGGCCCUUUUUCGUCCAGUGUUGGGUGCGCUAAGGGCAGCCAAGCCGCAACGCUGGCACCACGAUGCAAUACGACGUCCCGCAGCUGCGAGGGUUGACAGGAUGCCGCAGAAGAGGGAAAUGCUUCUCCGGCUUGCCGUUAAGAACCUGUCAAGUGACUUCUACCGGCCGUACCGUACUGUAUUGUACUGGCAGCCAUGCGCAUGCUGCACCGCUCCAUGGCGGGCGCGGAGACCGGCCCUAGGAAACAUGGCAUCAAAAACACCAGAGGGCAUGUCUGGCAUCUUGCAGCUAACGCAUGCAAGAUAGAACAAAAUGACAAAACAAUCCAUCUACGCACGCACGAUUCCGCGGAGAUGGUAACCCAACAACUGGAACUUCCUGCAUUGCAUGCGCAGUGCAUCGACGCAGUGCAUGUUGGGAUCCCUCUCAUCUACAGAACAGGCGCCUUCAAUUCCGUCAUGUUUACUCCAUUACACAGCACGGCGUGUAUUCUCAGCUACUUCUCUCGAAACUGGCCUAGCUGAAAGUCAACCAAACGGUAACACAAUGUGUUGUGGUGACCGGAUCCGCUUCCCGCGCAAUGCCCAUCAGCUUCGCGCGGUGCAGGAUCCAUCUUGUCUCCUUUUCUCUCUUUUCGAAAUUUCUCGUGUCCAAGAAUAGCAAUGAUUUCGCUUCCCUCGUUACCAGUAGGCUGGGAGGUGCAUACUCGUCGAUUCCUGUCUCGCCUGAGUCAGAUCGACAAACCGUUCGGGGCAUGCGCGGCGGCGCUUGCGAGACUCCAUCUGAAACGCGCCAUUGUGCCGAUUAACUUAUGUCCUAAAAUGCACUUAAUGCAAAAAGGUUAGGCCUUGGCCGUUAGCGACUUUCUACAAAUUCAACAGAGCAUGCAUUAAUACGACACACACGCCCUUGGCACUCAUAGCAUAGAAGCACAUGGCGCUUGGCAUGCUGCCACUGCUGAUCGGAGAUCUUCUCUCCCUUGAUGCUUAAUCGGCUGGUCAUAGAUUGCCCAAUGUGCGUUCAUCUUGUGGCUUUUUUGUAAGGCGCGCAGUACCACCACCCACCACUCGGGCUCAAAAGAGACCCUGCCGUACCACCCACACUGCGCAUGUCCCCCUGUCGCAAACCCAUGGACGGCUGGCUGCAUAGUUAGGGCGGAAGCCAAAGCUUGGUUCUCCGGAUGGCGCGACACCAGUAAUGCAAAAGGCUUUCAGCGGGAAAUGGUGCUCGCCAGACGAGAAAUCUAAAUAGCGUCGCUAACUCCUAGCAGAGAAAACAUCUUUAGAAAAGUGCCGCCAAACGAGACAAGAUGUGGGACUCUCUUUGGCGAUGUUGUUUGCUUAUUCUGUUCCGACGCUCCCUUCCUAGACACAUCCAUGUUUACAGGGGCGCCUAGCCCGAUUCAUGUCGGGUCGGACCCUAGUGUUGGGCCUGCAGGACAUGGGACAGCGCUGUCUUACAUCUGCGUAUGCUGUACACCUUGUACGUACCCAGGGCCACAGUCCAUCCCAAGUAAUAGACGCGAUGGUCGCAUGCCGAGGCGUGUGCGGAUGCACUACCGCCUUGUGAGCGCCGCAUGAUCUCUUGUCAUCCCGAUGCGCCGCGCCGUCCGUCCAAACCAUCCCAGCCCUGAAUGCUUUUGCGCGACAUGAUCGAGAGACCUUGCUCAGCUUUUGCUUAUCCCCGUUUCUUGCCGACAUUCGUUGCCUCCCCCCUCGGUUGAGUUGUUUCCCCGCCUUUCAAUCACACCCUACCUUCGCAAUGAUCCCUGGAAUGCUUGCAUUUUGCGUAUGCUAGCCUCCGAGCAUUGUCGGCCGGUACGUUGGGAGCUCGAUCUAAGACAGAGUGUCUUUUCUUUUUGACUGAGAUGUUUAGCCAAGUGCGAAGGGCGGGAUACUUUUUUUUUACUGAUCUGCCGAGCUGGCCUCACCGAAUGAUGUCUAUUACACCUUGCGCAGUAUGCGGUCAGCUGGAUACGCAAUCUCUCAUGCUUGACGUACCUUGCAUCUUGCUUGUGUAUCGUGGAUUUUUUACAGCCAUAUCGCAAGGGAAUACGUAAGAGGUUCCGCGCGCAAACACCCACAGCCCAUCUCUCUAUCUGUUAUGCCUGGCUUGAGCUAGCCACCUUUACCAAAAUGCUACGAGGGAAGAGAAUGUUUCACACGUCGCCUCCUCCUAACUAGCCUUCUUCGACACUUGGCACUAACGUUCAAUUGGGAAUGAACUGGGCAUGCCGGCAGAUCUGGUAUAGCGUUGAAAUCAAAAGUUCAGCUCGUCAGCCGGGCUAAGCUGCAGAAACAAACCUGGGACGGUAGGAAGAAGGGUCCCUCAUGGUGUCUUCGGCUAUCGCAGUUGUUUCUACCUGCGCUCACACCAAGAGCCAUUCCGUCCGACACCCCUGGAGUACUGAUAUCCCUUUCUGCGUCUUAGACCCAACCUACUCAUUUGCGUACAUUUUCCUCUUUUUUCCCAGAUCGUGCCUUGGAUUUUGUUUAUAAUCUGUAUUCGCCCUUUACUCCACCAGAGGACAAUGCAUCCGUCUUAUUGAAUCAACUGGGCUCUUGUGCGAACCACGUCCUCGGGCAGCGCAUACCAACUUUUCUCUCUAUCCAAGAGAUGUUUGUGAGCGUACCUGUUCUACCAUUUGGUCAGCACGCCGGACGGAAUCAAGCCAGAUCAAUGGCGGCUUCUACCUCAGCAAAGAUCGUUGUAGAGCCUCCGUCUCGACUCCAGAAGAACCAGAUCAUUUAUCCACCUAUUGUCCUCACGAUUCCUGGUCACCAAGCAGACCCUUCUACACAUUUCUUUGCAACAGCCGUCCUUGUGGAUUCAUCGGGGAACGUCCUUGAUGCUGCGCUGAGCGGCACAACCGCCGUGACAGGCGGCUUCCUCGCGUCCGGGACCAUGGCAUUUGUCUUUACGGACUUGGCCAUUUUGAAGGAAGGGAACUUUCGAAUACGUAUUGAUUUAUACGGCAUGGUCUACGGCGACGAUUCCGGCGCAACAUUAUUGGCGCAAGAGUAUACGGGGAAGAUAUCCGUAAAGGGCCGCCCGGUCUCGCCUACCAAACCUUCCAGAUCCGAAAAGGCAAUUUUACAAGAGGUCAUUGAUUGUGGCCUGGCAGCGCCAUUCGAGUGAUGGAUGAGGUGUCCUCGUCCUGCUGCCAACGGCAGGAGACGAGUGUAUUUUUUUUGUGCUAUGAUGGAAAGACAUUAUAGCACAUAUACUAAAGUUAGAGGGAGAAGAUAUCCUUUGUCGGAAAAAAAGAUAGGGUUGGGUGGUAUUUUGAUUUCGUUUUUUGCAAGGGUAGGCUUAGCGAUCCAGGUUACAUUGUUUCCAUAAACUGAUAAUUAGACUAUUGAAUACUUUAUUUUGAUACCAUUCUAUGCAACAGAAGCUGC